Messenger RNA from Epinephelus moara (kelp grouper), 1823 nucleotides. It is a transcript of the gene olfml1, whose product is annotated as olfactomedin-like 1. The transcript is spliced from 8 exons. Lineage: Eukaryota; Metazoa; Chordata; Actinopteri; Perciformes; Serranidae. The coding region runs from base 345 to 1565 and encodes 406 amino acids. The record is from RefSeq and is a predicted model, not a curated record. Gene Ontology annotation, biological process: signal transduction.
CAACUGUUUAAAGAAACAAGACAGAAAGUUCUGGAGCUCCAACAGGGUGAAACGCUUACUGAGCACAACAGGAGGAGAAAAGAAUAUUCAGCCGUUAAAGCACCGUUAAGGAUUUCUUUCAACACGGCAAGACUGUUUUCAACUGCAACUGAAGCCACAUGGAUUGAUCUCAUUUUCUUGCUUUCAGUGUGGAAGACUGUUCAGAGGGUUGUUCUCUGCAGGAUUGCUUCAAAAAUACAGGAAAAAGUCUCUUUGUCAUUGGCAAGGCAUUGCAGAAGCAGAAAAAGUGAAGUUGUUGCAGCAGCAGCAGCAGUUUUAGUCUUGACCUGGUGACAGAAGUGCUAAUGAUGUUAGGCAGAGGGGUUCCUGUCCUUCUCCUGUCCCUCUAUCUGACUGUGGGUUCAGUCCAGAGCCAGGGUUCCUCCCAGGAUGCCUUUAUAAUCCAGUACCUGGAGAGGAGACUGUCUCAGAUGGAGGAGCGUCUGAAUCUAUGUGAGCAAAAGACAGUGAGUGUCACCCAGAAGACCUAUGACCUCUCCUCUGAAAUCAGGGGUUAUCUCUCCACUCUCAGUGUUCUGAGAUCAGAGGUGAAGAGCCAGGUGGACAGUGUGGCUGUGCGUGUAGACCGGGUGGAGAGAGAGUUGGAAUAUCUUGAAAACAAGAUUCCCAGCCAGACAGACAUUGAGAUGGAAGAGGCGCUGCUGGAACAACAGCUAAAGGCUGCUGAACUGGACCAGCUGAAAAAGAAAGCCACAAUCAGAGUGGAGCAUGACUGCAACACAGCCCUGAAUCAAAUCAAGUCUCUCAAGAUUGUGAAGAAGACAGGGGACACCUAUGGUUCCUGGUUCAAGGACCCCUCUGAAGGAUCAGCGAAGGUCUACCUGUUCAGUGGAAUUCGUAACGACACCCUGCUGGAGUAUGUUUCUCUGCACAGUUUCACGGAGAGGACCACCACACCACCAGUUAGGGUGGUGCAGCUGCCUUCCUCCUGGCAGGGGACAGGUCAUGUGGUCUACAAUGGAUUCCUCUACUACCACAAGGCAGACACUCCCAACCAGAUACUGAAGGUAGACGUGUUGAAUGGCACAGUGGUGGACAGUACACUGCUACCUGGAGCAGGUCGUCUACCAGUCUACAGUCUGAACCCUAACACCUACCUGGACCUGGCUGUAGAUGAACUCGGCCUCUGGGUCAUCCAUGCAGACCCUGAGUAUGCAGGAAACCUGGUCAUCACCAAACUGGACAAAGUAAGUUUGGCAGUAGAGUAUACCUGGGAUACACAAUGUAGAAGCCGCGAUGCUGAAGGAGCCUUCCUAAUAUGUGGAACUCUCUAUGUGGUCUACAACACACGCUACGGAGGUCGCUCCACCAUUCAGUGUCUCUACGACAUCCAUGACACCAUCCACAGUGGUGAGAGUCCUGUUAUAUUCUUCCCAAAGCGCUACACCAGCCACAGCAGCAUCUACUACCACCCCGGAGACAAACAGCUGUACACCUGGGACGAUGGCUACCAGACAAUAUACAAAGUGGAGACACGCAUAAAUGACCCACUCAUUGAAGAAUGAAGAUAAUCUACAGUCCUCAUCCUUUCAAAACUCGUGUUAUCACUUCAAAAAAUCUAUGCAAAAAACAUCAGACCAUCAAUGAAGGAAACUUACUGAUGAGUAGCUUAAAUUCUACUAUUGUUCAGUAUAGUGAUCCUUUGCUGGCAAUGGAUACUACCUUUGUAACUAUUACUCGUUAGACAUAAAGAUCAUGUCAAAGCAAAGGCAUUUUAUACAUUUUUACAGGCUUUAUACUUUGUAUCACCACAAUAAAGAACA